Molecule: messenger RNA, 1428 nt
Organism: Cladophialophora bantiana CBS 173.52
Lineage: Eukaryota; Fungi; Ascomycota; Eurotiomycetes; Chaetothyriales; Herpotrichiellaceae
Product: phosphomevalonate kinase
Exons: 1
Coding region: 1-1428 (475 amino acids)
Biological process (GO): ergosterol biosynthetic process; isopentenyl diphosphate biosynthetic process, mevalonate pathway
Cellular component (GO): peroxisome
Molecular function (GO): ATP binding; phosphomevalonate kinase activity
Source: RefSeq, a predicted model, not a curated record
AUGUCGCCUCCAGCAGUAGUGGCCGUCUCUGCCCCAGGAAAGGUCCUCUUCGCAGGUGGAUUCCUGGUCCUGGACCGCCAACACACGGGUCUGGUGUUCGGUCUCAACGCCCGGAUCCAUGUGGUUGUCCAGCCGUGGCGAGCAGGCGACCUCCUGCCUGGCAGUUUGAACAGCGGACCGCACGUCCUGGUCCAGUCGCCCCAGUUUUGUGACGCCAGGUGGCUGUAUCGGAUCGACGGCUCUGCUGCUGGUAGUGGUGCGGUCACGGUCGAGCAAGUUCGAGAUCACAAAGGGGCCGGAUCAUUCACCGCGAGCGCAAACAGAUUCGUCGAGACGACGUUGAGGUACGCCCUGACUUAUCUGUCGCAUGUGUCGGGUGGUUCGCAUCAUGUCUUCGAGGAGAGCAUCAAAGUGACGAUAUUGGCCGACGACGAUUAUUACUCGCAAUCACAACCUCAGUCUCCUGAGCCAUCGGCGGCCAAGUCAACGCGGUUUACGAGCUUCGGAGUCAAGCUGAGCGAGGCGCACAAGACUGGUUUGGGAUCUUCGGCUGCACUGGUCACGGCGUUCGUGUCUGCACUGCUUGCAUUCUACUCAAAAAGGGAUGCCGCUGCUGCUGAAGAAAUACCGCCAAAUCAUCAGACUAUCCACAAUUUGGCCCAGGCUGCACACUGCGCGGCCCAAGGGAAGGUCGGCUCAGGCUUUGAUGUUGCUGCGGCAGUCUACGGCUCUUGCCUCUAUCGAAGAUUCACACCUUCAAUCCUGGAGAAUGUGGGCGAGCCUACAAGUGCCGGCUUCGGCGAACGAUUACACCGCUGCGUGGACGAUCUGGAUUUAGACGCAAGAUGGGACGUCGAAAUUGCGAGCCGGGCAGUGCAGAUUUCAGCGAGUCUUUCGCUGGUCAUGUGCGACGUGGACUGUGGAUCGGAGACACCGGGGAUGGUCAAGAAGGUUCUGCAGUGGCGCAAAGAGAAUAUUGCGGAGGCGACGUUACUGUGGACUGCAUUACAACAGGGUCAAGAGGAGCUGUGCCGAGAGUUGAGACGGCUGGUCGAGGUCCAAGGCAUCGAGAAUGAUUUUACGGCAUUGGGGGAUAUCAUUCUCACCAUUCGAAGUCUGGUGAGGGAAAUGUCUGUCAAGUCCAAGGUGCCCAUUGAGCCCCCUGUGAUUACCGAGUUGUUGGAUUUCUGCACGAGCUUGCCUGGCGUGGUGGGAGGAGUCGCCCCGGGCGCAGGAGGGUACGAUGCCGUGUCUCUGCUGGUGAAGAAUGAUGGCGAAUCCGUCAAGGGACUACAGGCCCGACUGAAAGGAUGGAAGAGUCAAGAUGCGAGCGGUGCAACCAUUGGGCAUGUCAGGUUGUUGGGGGUCAAGCAGGAUAAUGAGGGCAUCCGGGUCGAGAACGUGGGCCAGUAUGAGGUGUGGUUGUGA